CAGGGUUCAGCUGAGCUUCAGAACGAGGAUGUGUGCGCGCGAGCAGAAGUGCUGGCUGGGAGAUGUGAAGUGUAGAUUUGUUAAGCUGCUGUCGGUGAGGCUGAAGAACACGCAUGGACUAAACGGACAGAAUUAAACACUUCACAAUAUGAAGACGCGAACGCGUCAUGGGAUCAUAUUGAUUGGUCUUGUAAGCGUUCUUACAAGCUUAUUGUUCCUGUACAACAGCAGUUUUACUGACACACCAGAAGAUCAGCUGCAGUCAGAUGGACAUCAGGUGGACAUUCUACAACAGCAAACAUCCCACUUAGAAGGAUACAGCAGCAUCGCUGAUCAUAAGCCUCUUAGGAUGCAUUGCAAAAGCUGUGCCUUAGUGACCAGCUCUGGUCACAUGACCGGAAGUGGUCGAGGUGCAGAGAUUGACCGCAAGGAGUGCGUCAUCCGUAUGAAUGAUGCCCCAACACGAGGCUACCAGAGGGACGUGGGCCAGCGAACGAGUCUGCGUGUGGUCGCACACUCCAGCAUGCAACGUGUGCUACGAAACCGACACGAGCUACUCAACUCCAGCCAGAACACCUUCUUUAUCUUCUGGGGGCCUGGAAACUACAUGCGACAAGACGGUAAAGGCCUUGUCUACAACAACCUGCGUCUGCUGAAGCAGAUGAUGCCGAAACUACAGGUGUACGUCAUCUCGAGGUUAAAGAUGCUGCAUUUUGAUGAGCUCUUUAAGAAGGAAACAGGGAAAGAUAGAAAAAGGUCUAACUCAUGGCUCAGCACGGGUUGGUUCACCAUGGCAAUCGCUGUGGAGAUUUGUGACCGAAUCGACGUCUAUGGCAUGAUUCCACCUGAGUUCUGCAAGUCGCCUAACCUCAAGCCAUCAGUGCCGUAUCACUACUACGAGCCAGCGGGGCCAGAUGAGUGUAAAAUGUAUCUCUCGCACGAGCAGGGCCGGCACGGCAGCCACCAUCGUUUCAUCACUGAGAAACGUGUCUUUGCCAACUGGGCACGUAUGUUCAACAUACACUUCUAUCAACCAGACUGGGGACCGGCACCUGUUACAAAAAAUAGCACAGACUCCUGAGAUUCAAACACUGGGGUGUUACUCGGACUCGGUGUCCUUUUGAGGACAAAACUUCAACAUUUGAACUGGAACACAUUUUGAAUGAAAGUUUUCGAUGAUGUUCUUUGUGGAGGAUCGAAACAGCAAGGUCUAAUUUUGCUGAACAUUUUAAUUGCAAAAAGCUGUGCUGAACAAAAGUGUUCAAAGAUUAUGUUCAAUGUGACAAGAACAAACUGUUUAUUAUUCACAUUACUUAUUAAUUGUAACAGUAUGAUCCUCAUUGGUUCGUAAUUCAGAAAACUGGGUUCCUGUAAUAAUUAUAUCACAUUUUCUGUUUCCAGAAAUUACUAGUCUAAUAUCUAGGCCAUGUUGUUCUCCGUGUGUAAUAUCAUUUAAAUUAUACAUAUAGCCUCAAUAAUUUGUGCCACGUGGAGAGUGUCAAGCACAUAAUAUUACAAAUUUCUUCUCUCAGUGGCAUCCAAAGAGAACCAUUUACAAAUUGUGCUUUUUCCAAAUGCCACUUUUAUCAUAGGGCUCAUUAGAUUUAUCAGAUUUUGU
Molecule: messenger RNA, 1618 nt
Organism: Carassius gibelio (silver crucian carp)
Lineage: Eukaryota; Metazoa; Chordata; Actinopteri; Cypriniformes; Cyprinidae
Product: alpha-N-acetylgalactosaminide alpha-2,6-sialyltransferase 5
Exons: 5
Coding region: 149-1081 (310 amino acids)
Biological process (GO): ganglioside biosynthetic process; oligosaccharide metabolic process
Molecular function (GO): alpha-N-acetylgalactosaminide alpha-2,6-sialyltransferase activity
Source: RefSeq, a predicted model, not a curated record